Gossypium raimondii (Peruvian cotton) is the source of this 3882-nucleotide messenger RNA. RefSeq lists its product as uncharacterized. The transcript is spliced from 11 exons. NCBI's taxonomy places the organism in Eukaryota, Viridiplantae, Streptophyta, Magnoliopsida, Malvales, Malvaceae. Bases 201 to 3734 code for a protein of 1177 amino acids. The record is from RefSeq and is a predicted model, not a curated record. Gene Ontology annotation, biological process: signal transduction.
AAAAAACCCGAAACGCUCUUUUUCUUUAAAAGCUUUCAAACAAAACUUCCAGAACAACAAGAAAAAGAAAAAGGAAAAAAAAAAAACACUGUAAUUUCUUAUAAUCAAUAAGAAAUUUUCUACGCCCGAUUGUAAAUUUUUAGGAUAAUCGUGAUUGUGGAAUUGUAUAGAUACGUUUUGUGUGUGUAAAUUUGGUGUAUAUGAUGAUGAUGGAGACGCCGGAGAGUGGGAGAGCGGUGGCUUUGGAAUUUCCGGCGAGUGAGACGCCGUCGUCUUCGCGUGUGCCGAGGAGGAUUCGGAAGAGGCUUCUUGCCGAGUGUAAGAGUCCUUCCACUGUAGAAGAAAUCGAAGCCAAGCUUCGACAUGCGGAUCUUCGUAGGCAGCAAUUCUAUGAAAGCCUGUCAAGCAAGGCAAGGUCAAAGCCAAGAAGCCCCUCCAGGUCCUCAAAUGAGGAAGAUCUUGGUCAGCGCCUUGAAGCGAAGCUCCAAGCUGCCGAGCAGAAAAGGUUGAGCAUUUUGGCUAAGGCUCAGAUGCGCCUAGCGAAGUUAGAUGAAUUGCGGCAAGCAGCAAAAACUGGGGUAGAAAUGCGUUUUGAGAAGGAACGUGAGAAGCUUGGCACGAAAGUUCAAUCACGGGUUCAACAGGCAGAGGCUAAUAGAAUGCUUAUCUUUGAGGCUUACAGCCAGCGGAGGGCAACCCUAAGAGAGAGAUCAUCACAAUCAUUGUUACGAAGGAUGGCUAGAGAAAAUAAAUAUAAGGAGCUUGUGCGUGCUGCUAUUCAUCAAAAGCGUGCUGCUGCUGAGAAAAAGCGACUGGGGCUGCUUGAAGCAGAGAAGAAGAAAGCUUGUGCUAGGAUUUCGCAAGUUAAGAGAGUUGCUAUGUCAAUCUCUCAUCAGCGUGAGAUUGAGAGGAGGACAAUGAAAGACCAGUUAGAAGACAGACUGCAAAGGGCAAAGAGACAGAGAGCAGAGUACUUGAGGCAGAGAGGAAGAUCACAUAAAUCUGUUCAAGAGAACUAUACCAGGAUGUACAAGCAAGCUGAACUGCUUUCUAGAAAAUUAGCAAGGUGCUGGAGGUGGUUCAUUAGGCAGAGAAAAACUACUUUAAACUUGGCAAAAGCCUUUGAUUCCUUGAAAAUCAAUGAGAAUUCUGUUAAGCGAAUGCCAUUUGAACAACUUGCUCUUCUGAUUGAAUCAGUUACUACCCUUCAAACUGUGAAAGCUUUGCUCGAUCGAAUUGAGAGCCGCAUUAAGGCCGCACGAGCAGUUGGUGCUACUGAUCAUCUGUCCAGUUUGGAUAACAUUGACCAUCUUCUCAAAAGAGUUGCUACUCCGAAGAGGAGGACCACUCCCAGGACCUCAAUGAGAAGCAGAGAGACUAAGAGAGUUGUGUCAGGAAAGGAGGCUGCCAAAAGUCUUACUACAGUAUCAAGGUAUCCUGUCAGAGUAUUUCUUUGUGCAUACAUGAUAUUGGGCCACCCUGAGGCUGUUUUAAGUGGUCAAGGAGAGCGAGAGAUUGCUUUGGCCAAGUCUGCAGAAGCAUUUGUUCGAGAGUUUGAAUUGUUGGUAAAGAUCAUUUUAGAGGGUCCAAUACAGAGUCCGGAUGAGGAGUCUGACUCUACAUUAAGUAAACCUUUGACAUUUAGGUCACAGCUCGCAGCAUUUGAUAAAGCAUGGUGCUCCUACCUUAGUUCUUUCAUGGUGUGGAAGGUUAAGGAUGCUCGGUCAUUGGAAGAGGACUUGGUAAGAGCUGCUUGCCAGCUUGAGCUCUCAAUGAUACAAAAGUGCAAGUUGACUCCAGAAGGAGAUAAGACUGCUCUUACUCAUGAUAUGAAGGCUAUUCAAAGACAGGUUAUGGAAGAUCAAAAACUUUUAAGGGAGAAAGUGCAACAUUUGUGUGGAGAUGCUGGAAUUGAACGAAUGGAAUGUGCACUAUCUGAAACACGGACUAAAUUUUUUCAAUCAGAGGAAGGUGGCAGCCAAACGGGAUCACCAAUUACGCCCUCCCUAUCUUCAAGCACAGAUGGUUCUCCUAGUUCUUUGACUGCUAGAACUGAUAAUGGAACUGAUCUGGCUCAGAUGCCAAACCGUGUUGUCCGCUCUCUGUUUAAGGACGAUGAAGAUAGCACAUCCUCAUCCAAGAAUUCUGUUUCCUCUGUGACUAGCAGCAGCCAUUUAAACACUCAGUUAGCAUCUUCUAUUGAAAAGCAGCCAGUCUCUGAGAAUGAAUUGAUUGUAAAUGAAUUUCUUCAUGAAAAGCGUGGUUUUGUUGAUAGCAUCAGUGGCAUCGAGGAAGAUCAAAAUGGCAUAAAGGCAAAGAUAAGAGAAACAAUGGAGAAGGCUUUCUGGGACGGGAUCAUGGAAUCUAUGAGUCAGGAUAAGCCCAAUUAUGACAGAGUUCUUGAGCUUGUGAAGGAAGUCAGGGAUGAAAUUUGUGAAAUGGCUCCUAAGAGUUGGAGAGAAGAAAUAAUCGAUGCUAUUGAUCUAGAAAUUCUCUCCCAGGUGCUGAAGUCAGGCAACCUGGACAUUGACUAUCUUGGAAGGAUUAUGGGGUUUGCAUUGACCACUUUGCAGAAGCUCUCCUCUCCAGCCAAUGAUGAUGAAAUGAAAGCUGCUAACCAGAGGUUAUUGAAAGAGUUAACUGAGAUAUGUGAAGCCAAGGAGAAGCCGGAUCAUUCUCCUGCCCUUGCAAUGAUAAAGGGUCUACGUUUUGUCCUUGAGCAGAUUCAGGAUCUUAAGCAAGAGAUCAGCAAAGCUCGUAUAAGGAUGAUGGAGCCAUUGCUGAAGGGACCUGCAGGUUUGGAUUACCUUCGGAAAGCAUUUCAGAACCGUUAUGGGUCUCCUUCCAAUGCUGGGUCUUCUUUACCAUUGACAAUGCGGUGGCUUUCGUCUGCUUGGAACUGUAAAGAUCAAGAAUGGGGAGAACACCAAAAUUCUGUGUCAACUUUGAAGGCCCUGGAUAGUUCUUCUCGGGAUGUUCAUACUCCCAUCACGCUUAAAACUGGUGGAAGCUACAAUUCAGCAAAUGCAAGCCAAAUGAAAUUUGUAAACCCUUCUAAAGUUACAGAUCAUGAACAACCAGAAUGCAAGGGAGAUCAAGUUGAUAUGGUGGUGAGGCUUGGUUUGCUGAAGUUAGUAAGUGGAGUUUCUGGUCUAACUUCGGGUUCUCUGCCGGAAACCUUUACUCUUAACCUCGCCAGAUUGAGGGGUGUUCAAGCUGAGAUUCAGAAGAUAAUUGUAAUAUCCACGAGCAUUCUUAUUUGUCGGCAAAUUUUCUCGAGCGAGCAAGUUGUAGCUAGCCCUACUGACAUGGAAAGCAUAAUAUUGAUUUGCACCGAGCGGCUCUUGGAGCUCUUAGACCGUGUUGAAGAUGUCGGAAUUGAAGGGAUUGUUGAAGUAAUCAGUGGGUUCUCAAGAGUAACAGACGAGGAUAAGGUUCAAAUGUGGAAAGUUAUGAUGGGGAGGAUGCUAGCAAAGAGCUUGCAAGCUGGGGAUGUGGUGUUUGAAAAGGUAUGGCGUGCUGUUUAUUUAGCUUUUAGAGGGGUUGUGUUUGGGGGGAGUGGUGUCUACGGUAGAAAGUUGGCGGAAAUUGCCCUCCGGCAAGUCGGGGCUGGGACAGGCAGUGGUUUACUGACUGAAAGGGUGGUGAAAGCGGCGGAGGUGUUGGUGGUUGCAGCUACAGUUUCUGUCAACGUCCAUGGGCCUUGGUAUAUAACCUUGAUUGGCGAUAUGUGAUUGUAUUUGUAGAUUUGUGGAAGGAAUAAGAAGAAACAUAAAUACAAUACACACCUGUAAAUAUAAGUGUGUACAAACUAAAACCCUGCACUUAACUGUAGCGUAUCCUGUGUUUUAAUAAAACGUGCUUAAAAAAUCGCUUUAUAUA